This is a messenger RNA of Bradysia coprophila, 1027 nucleotides long. It is a transcript of the gene AIMP1, whose product is annotated as aaRS-interacting multifunctional protein 1. Gene Ontology annotation, molecular function: tRNA binding. The record is from RefSeq and is a predicted model, not a curated record. Lineage: Eukaryota; Metazoa; Arthropoda; Insecta; Diptera; Sciaridae.
ACUGAUUGUAAAAUGUUUGAGGUUAGACUCUAAAUGAUCCAACUAGGCAGAAGGAUAAUUUUUUCGUCGAAGUGCAAGGAAAUAGAAAAAAAUUGCAAAAAUGAAUGCUUUCGAACGCGUUGUCUCAAAUAAUAAUAAUGCGGAAGAACUGUUAGCGUCGCUAAAUGCGGAGCUCAACGCUAUCAAAAAUGAGAAAAUCCAGAAACUCAAAGCGAAACUAACUGCGGAAAAUGUAAUUUUAAUGAAGCAAGUCGAACUGGCGAAGGAACAGUUAAUCAAACUGGAAACGUUGAAUGGCAAGGUUCAAAUACCGAUUCCUUGUAACAAAAACGAUCAGAAACCGGUGGCUGCGAAAGUGAGCAAUGAGAAACCUGUUCCUCAACCAACAAAACCAACUACAGACACCGCCAAGCCAACGAAAGAAAAGAAACCGAAAGCACCAGCCGCGGCUAAAGAAGCAGCCCCAGAGCUACCAGUCGACUUCGGAAGGCUAGACUUCCGAGUCGGAAAAAUCGUUGAGGUGAGCAGACACCCCGAUGCCGAAUCGCUGUAUUUGGAAAAGAUUGACUGUGGUGAGCCUCAGCUGCGAACCGUCGUGUCUGGUUUGGUGAAAUUCGUGCCACUCGAAGAAAUGCAAAAUCGUAUGGUCAUUGUCAUGUGCAAUUUAAAACCAGCCAAAAUGCGCGGAGUCACAUCCGAGGCAAUGGUAAUGUGCGCGUCAACACCGGAAAAAGUCGAAGUUCUAUCACCCCCACCGACGGCUGUUCCCGGCGAUUUGGUGCAUUGUGACGGUUUCGUUCGGAAUCCGGAACCUCAACUGAAUCCGAAGAAGAAAGUGUUCGAGACGUGCGCACCCGAUCUGACUACGAACGACUCAUUGCAGGCGUGUUACAAAGGCACUCCGUGGAACAUUCCCGGUAAGGGAUUCAUUGUCUCUCAAACGUUGAAAAAUGUGAAUGUAAAGUAGGACUGUCGAUGAGUGGAAUCAUCACAACUUUGGAAUAAAUUUAAAUUUGAUAUCGCAAAA